This is a messenger RNA of Arthroderma uncinatum, 1245 nucleotides long. Its product is annotated as peptide chain release factor 1. The record is from RefSeq and is a predicted model, not a curated record. Bases 1 to 1245 code for a protein of 414 amino acids. The transcript has 3 exons. NCBI's taxonomy places the organism in Eukaryota, Fungi, Ascomycota, Eurotiomycetes, Onygenales, Arthrodermataceae. Gene Ontology annotation, biological process: translational termination. Gene Ontology annotation, molecular function: translation release factor activity.
AUGCUUGGAGGCCCGGCGGGGACAUGCUUCCGGUGGACUGCCGAUGGGCUUGACUUAUCCCCGGUCUUACUAAACAGGGCCCGAUCCCUUGCCGCAGAACAUGCUACACUCUCCGCAAAACAGACCGAGUCCUUUGAGAGGGCAGCCGCAAAGCGGGUUGGGGAGCUUGCGCCAGUCGCUAAAGCUUUAAAGGAUCUGGAUACGGCUAAGGAGUCCAUUGCGGAGCUCCAAGCCCUCAUCGACGAACCGUCCACCGACGCGGAGCUCAAGUCUCUUGCACAAGAGGAUAUAUCAACUACGAUAUUGAACUUAUCCUCGCUAUCGGCAACGCUAAAACGAGCAUUGAUACCUCGCCACCCGUUCGCCGACCUGCCGUGUCUUAUAGAGAUCCGCCCCGGUGCAGGAGGGGAUGAAGCAGGGCUUUUUGCCGCGGAGCUUCUCCGCAUGUACACAUCGUUCUGCUCCAGACGUGGCCUAAGAACAACCGUUAUUAAAAAGGAGUCGGAAGACGCAGUGGGCGCAGGCGCAGAAGAACGGCUUUCAGAGGUUGUCAUGGAAAUCGAAACAGCCGGGAGCUACAACAUCCUACGGACCGAGGCAGGUGUCCACCGUGUUCAGCGCGUACCGGCAACAGAGGCAAAGGGGCGUACACAUACAAGCGCUGUGAGCGUCAUGAUAUUGCCUAGUUUUCCCGAUAACAACCAGGAAGAUAGCCCGCUAAACUUCGACGACCCGAAUUCCGAUUACUAUGUCAACCCUCAAGACGUACAUUCCGAGAAAUUCAGGGCUGGUGGUGCCGGCGGCCAGCAUGUCAAUAAAACGGAGUCUGCAGUGCGCCUCACCCAUGUUCCGACAGGAAUAGUCAUCUCCAUGCAGGAUUCCCGUUCACAACAUGAGAAUCGUCGGAAAGCCUGGCUGCUGCUCCGAGCCAAACUAGCCCAUGCAAGACGAGAAGCUCGAGAGCAAGAGUUGAUGGAGCUGCGCCGCGGUGCCAUGGGUGGUGUUGGCAAGAUGGGCAGAGGAGAUAAGAUCCGCACUUACAACUUUACCCAAAGCCGAUGUACGGAUCACCGAAGCGGUAUGACUGUUCACAGUAUCGGAAAGGUCAUGGAUGGCGGCGAUAAUCUUGAAAAGAUCAUGGAGAGCGUUCAGGGUUGGCUUGUAGACCAGGAAGUUGAAGGCCUGUGUCUCGAGGAGCAGGCCGCAACCGCUCAAGGCAAGUCUGCCCGGAAGGCCUCAGCAUGA